GCCCCGAGCUUCGGAGCAAGCUUUAGAGCUGGCAGAGCUGGGUUUCGAAACGUCAGCGCCUUGGGCGCUUUGCCAGCGGCACCUGAAGCUGGGCACCGUCGUCUGGCGGCGAGCUCUUUUCUCGCCAGGCUUCUGUGGCAAACUUGGCGCGCUCGCGUUCGCCAAAUUCGCCGGGUCGCUGUGCAAGCUGAUGCCAGAGGCGAUGGAGUGGAGGAUGUGGAGGCUGCGGAGGCUGCGGAGAGCGGGGCCAAGAAGAACAUGGAGAGAGGCAAGGCCAAGGCUACGCAAGCUUUCCUGGGUGCUCCUGUCCUCCAGGCCUGGGAGGUUCGGCACCGGCCCUCCGCCAUUGCACAGGCGGCAGCGCGAGCACGCGCGAUUCAUCCACCGCAGGUCUCUGAGGCAUCGGAGGGCCACCAGGAGCAAGCGAGAAAGGAUGAUGUGGAGGUGGUGCCUGAUACAGUUCCUGGCGCCUCGAAAGCCAACUUCUCUCGCAUCUAUGCACGUGAGGAAUGGGGUGCCAGCGCCCGUUCAGGGCUGGGCUCACGCGAGGAGACAACGCGCGAGUUUCGAGCCUUCUUAGAGAGAUUCCUUCAACAGCAGUGCAUCCAUUCCGUUGUCGACGCAGGUUGUGGGCAUUGGCCUUCUGGAUAUCAGAGGUUCAUGAAAUGGCAGGGUGUGCAUUACACGGGCGUAGAUGUGGUGCCCUACGUCGUCCAAGAGAACACUGAAUACUUUCAGGACGGUGCGCGGCUCGCGUCCCAUGAGCUGUCCAGCGCUCGUUCGAUCUGUGGCGAUGUUUCUGAGCGGCUCCCACCAGCGGACCUGCUACUGGUGAAGGACGGAGCCUGA
Messenger RNA from Symbiodinium pilosum, 849 nucleotides. The record is from the annotation of a GenBank genome assembly. Lineage: Eukaryota; Dinophyceae; Suessiales; Symbiodiniaceae.